Drosophila takahashii is the source of this 2478-nucleotide messenger RNA. It is a transcript of the gene Ddx1, whose product is annotated as ATP-dependent RNA helicase Ddx1. Gene Ontology annotation, molecular function: ATP binding; protein binding; nucleic acid binding. NCBI's taxonomy places the organism in Eukaryota, Metazoa, Arthropoda, Insecta, Diptera, Drosophilidae. The record is from RefSeq and is a predicted model, not a curated record.
CAAACCACCGUCAAAUUGAACUUGAUAAAUCAGCCGGCAUUCGAGCAGCAUAAAAAAGAGGAUUUCACAAAUAUUCUCAAAAUGACUGCGUUCGAAGAGUUUGGCGUGCUUCCGGAGCUGGGAAAGGCCACCGACGAAUUGGACUGGACCCUGCCCACCGAUGUCCAGGCGGAGGCCAUUCCCCUGAUCCUGGGCGGCGGCGAUGUGCUGAUGGCCGCCGAAACGGGAUCGGGAAAAACGGGUGCCUUCUGCCUGCCCAUCCUGCAGAUCGUGUGGGAGACUCUGCGGGAUCUGGAGGAGGGAAAAGCGGGCAAGGGCGCCGCAGGAGGAGCAUCUGUGGCGCCCUGGACCAUGUCCUUCUUCGACCGCGGCAACGCCCUGGCCGUGACUCCCGAGGGCCUGCGCUGCCAGUCGCGGGAGUUCAAGGAGUGGCACGGAUGCCGCGCCACCACCGGUGUCCGCGGCAGGGGAAAGUUCUACUUCGAGGCCACCGUCACCGACGAGGGCCUCUGUCGCGUGGGCUGGUCCACGCAGCAGGCGAACCUCGAUCUGGGCACCUGCCGCAUGGGCUUCGGAUUCGGCGGAACCGGCAAGAAGUCCAACAACCGACAGUUUGACGAUUACGGCGAGGCCUUCGGCAAGGCGGAUGUCAUUGGUUGCCUGCUUGAUUUGCAGCGCCUGGAGGUGAGCUUCUCCAAGAAUGGACAGCACCUUGGGGUGGCCUUCCGCCUGCCGGAGAACCUGGCCAAGGAGACCUUCUACCCGGCGGUGGUGCUUAAGAACGCAGAAAUGCUGUUCAACUUUGGAAAGACUGACUUUAAGUACGCCCCGGGCAACGGAUUUGUGGCCGCCUGCCAGGCAGGAGCGGAGCAUAGCAGGGCCAAUCCAGUGGCCAGUGCCGCAGCUGGAGCAACGAGCGCCAAACCGGCGCCGAAUGCCCCGCAGGCAAUCAUCAUCGAGCCCAGCAGGGAGCUCGCGGAGCAGACCUACAACCAGAUCGAGAAGUUCAAGUACCACUUGAGCAACCCCGAGGUGCGCUCCCUGCUGCUCAUUGGCGGCGUGAGGCUAGAAGAGCAGAAGGCGCAGCUGAUGCAGGGCACCCACAUCGUGGUGGGCACCCCGGGCCGUCUGGAGGAGAUGAUCAACAGCGGCCUAGUGCUGCUCACCCAUUGCCGCUUCUUCGUGCUGGACGAGGCUGACGCUCUGCUCAAGCAGGGCUACACCGAACUGAUUGACCGGUUGCACAAGCAAAUACCCAAGAUCACGUCGGACGGUCGCCGGCUGCAGAUGGUUGUCUGCUCCGCGACGUUGCACGCGUUCGAAGUGAAGAAGAUGGCCGAGCGCCUGAUGCACUUCCCCACCUGGGUGGAUCUAAAAGGGGAAGAUGCCGUGCCGGAGACAGUGCACCACGUCGUUUGCCUGGUUGAUCCCCAGGCGGAUUCCAGCUGGCAGUCGCUGCGCCAGCCCAUCAACACCGACGGCGUCCACGAUCGGGACAACGUGCAUCCGGGCAAUCCCUCCCAGGAGACGCAGUCGCAGGCAGUCAAGCUGCUGAAGGGAGAGUACUGUGUCCACGCCAUAGAGAAGCACAAGAUGGACAGGGCCAUCAUCUUCUGCCGCACCAAGCAGGACUGCGACAACCUGGAGAAAUAUCUUCGCCAGCGUGGCGGGCAGCGCUACUCGUGCGUCUGCCUGCACGGCGACCGAAAGCCGCAGGAGCGCAAACAGAACCUCGAGAUGUUCAAGCGGCAGCAGGUCAAGUUUCUCAUUUGCACGGAUGUGGCGGCCCGCGGGCUUGACAUCACCGGACUGCCGUUCAUGAUCAAUGUAACGCUGCCCGACGACAAAACCAACUAUGUGCACCGCAUCGGACGCGUGGGCAGGGCGGAGCGCAUGGGCCUGGCCAUCAGCCUGGUGUCCACGGUGCCGGAGAAGGUGUGGUAUCACGGCGAGUGGUGCAAGUCGCGCGGCCGCAACUGCAGCAACACCAACCUGACCGACGUCCGCGGGUGCUGCAUCUGGUACAACGAGCCCAAUCUGCUGGCCGAAGUGGAGGAUCACCUGAACAUUACCAUCCAGCAGGUGGACCGGGCCAUGGAGGUGCCGGUCAACGACUUCGACGGCAAGGUGGUGUACGGCCAGAAGAACUUCAACACGGGAAGCGGCUACGAGGACCAUGUCGAGCAGCUGGUGCCCACCGUUCGCAAACUGACCGACCUCGAGUUGCAAUCACAAUCUUUAUUCUUGAAACGCCUUAAGGUCUAAAACGGAUUUGGAUCGGGAGCUGGAUCUGGAGCGGUAUUCGUUUGCUAAGCAAGGAGAGGGUGUCGUGAACGGAGGACUGCAUGACCAACUCACGCGGGAAUACUUUUGCGGCACAGACACACAUAAAUAUGUAGGAAAUCGGAGCUGUCGCUCUGUCAUUACGAGUAAACAUUCAAUUAAACUAACAUUAAAAUCUUCUGUCUAAAGAGUAAA